AUUCUCACACAAGAAAAUUAAUAAUCCCAAUCAUCAAGAUAGGAAAAGAAUGGAGGCCAUUUGUUCCAAGCACCUUAUGACAUCCCUUGUCAUAAUUCUUGCUUCUAGUUUGACCUUAUCACAGGGUGCCAAGAAAGGCAGUGACAGUGAAAGGCCAUACCAAGAAGCGAGCACGGUGUUCAUUAGAACAUCUUGCAGCUCCACGACCUAUCCAAGACUCUGCUACAGCUCCUUAGUGAAGCAUGCAGACUUGAUCCAAACAAACCGUGUGGUUCUGACAGGCACAGCCCUGAAUGUGACCCUUGCGUCUGCCAAGUCGACCUCGGCAAUGAUGUCGACGCUGGCAAAGAGGCAAGGCCUGAAGCCAAGAGAGGUUGCAGCGAUGAAGGACUGUGUGGAGGAGUUGGCGGACUCUGUUGAUGAGCUCAGAAGGUCUAUUUCUGAGAUGGCUCAACUAACACCCUCCAAUUUUGAGAUGACAAUGAGUGACGUAGAAACGUGGGUGAGUGCUGCUUUGACCGAUGAGAGCACGUGCACCGAUGGCUUCCAAGAGACGGCUGCUGCUGGUGGUUCAAAUGUAAAGAACACGGUGAGAGGCCAAAUUCUUCAGGUGGCUCAAUUGACUAGUAAUGCCUUGGCUUUGAUAAAUCAGCUGGCCAAUUCUCAUGCUUAACUACUCCAUCUUGUGCUAUAUAUAGAACAUCGCCUACCCUGUUUUUUUGUCUCAUUUAGAUGCUCUGCAACUGUGAAAACUAGUAAAUAUCUCAGUAGUUUCUUGAGAUUUAUGUCCCCGCUAGUGUUAAACUGUUCAUGUCUCGUUCCAGCUAGCGGCUGGACCCAUCCCAAUUUUCAGUGUUGUGAAUCAGGAUCUUGUAUUGUCUUUUUUAUUUUGUUUGUUGAAUCACUUGUAUAAUUAAUAUAAAGUGAAGUUGUUAUGGCUAUAUAAAAGAUUUUGAACUUACUGGCU
Messenger RNA from Glycine soja, 967 nucleotides. RefSeq names its product 21 kDa protein-like. Gene Ontology annotation, biological process: negative regulation of catalytic activity. The coding region runs from base 50 to 673 and encodes 207 amino acids. The record is from RefSeq and is a predicted model, not a curated record. The transcript has a single exon. Lineage: Eukaryota; Viridiplantae; Streptophyta; Magnoliopsida; Fabales; Fabaceae. Gene Ontology annotation, molecular function: enzyme inhibitor activity.